UUGGCGGUCAGACACAGUCGAUCGUUGCUUUGUAGUCAUUAUAGGUGCGCACUAAAGUCUUCGAAUCGUUUGAAAACCAAUACGAAAUGGCCAGUAAAGAUGAUAGCGACAAGGAAAACCUCUUUAAAGGAAAAAUCUCGGACCGAACGCGGUCCAAAUCAUCGAAACGACGUACGCCAAAAGAAAACAAGGAACAGGCUAUUUUUWAAAAAAUCAGGACAUACCAUGAAACAGGAGAAAGGCCAAAAAGACUGGUGACUGUUGAAAGAGAUGUUUUUAAGUCCAUCGAAGAAGAAGAUUAUGAGAAAAGAGAGCUCGAAGAGAGAAAUUGCAUCGAGGACGAUAUUGGCGAUGGCGCAUACCAUACGGAUGGCAAGGAAAUCGUGGAUAACUUUCAAAGGGGAAAAGGCAAUGAAGCGCACAGCGAACGCUUCACUCUGAAGCCGCUAAAGAAGACCCAGAUCUACAUGUGUUAUGGCUGUGGCAGUCCCUUUCGAGAGAAGCCAAAGGGUGGUAGACAAACCGUUCCACCGCCUCCAAGAGACGUUGUUUUGAAACGAAAGCAUACACGCGAGUAUUACCACCCCUAUAAUAAAGAAUUGACCCCCUCUAAGGCACCCGAGUUUUGUUAUUAUCACAUUUCUUUGGAUUGCAUACUCAAAAAGAAUCCAAAAUUUAAAAUAGAGGAAGUAUGUAUCUCUAAGGGCGAAUGGUAUAAAAAAUUAUCCUCUUCGCACAAGGAUGUUUUAGAAAAAGUAUUCGGUAUUAGAGACUUCACCUGCAAUGAAGACCAUUAGAGACAACCUUGCAUAUACAUAUUGUAUUGGCUUAGAUGACCGCAUAAAAUGGUGGUCCCAUCUCAUUUAAAGAAGUUGGACAUAAAAGGUUUUAAGUUUAUCAGAGAUCAGUUUCAAUUAUAAUUUCACCCUCUAAUAAAAGAGUCGAUUAUAACUACGAAUAUUUAGUUUCCACACGUGGCGUUCUCGUGCUCUCGUCUCGGGGUCCAACGAACUAUUCCCAAAAACCGCUAAAUAAUAUAAAGCUAAAUAUGUUCACAAGGAUUUUACCUCCUCUUGAACCAAUUAAAGUUUUAGACAAUUA
This is a messenger RNA of Actinia tenebrosa (Australian red waratah sea anemone), 1101 nucleotides long. RefSeq lists its product as uncharacterized. NCBI's taxonomy places the organism in Eukaryota, Metazoa, Cnidaria, Anthozoa, Actiniaria, Actiniidae. The record is from RefSeq and is a predicted model, not a curated record.